Messenger RNA from Candida tropicalis MYA-3404, 1941 nucleotides. It is a transcript of the gene SSC1, whose product is annotated as Hsp70 family ATPase. Gene Ontology annotation, cellular component: cytoplasm; mitochondrion. Gene Ontology annotation, biological process: protein refolding; cellular response to unfolded protein. The record is from RefSeq and is a predicted model, not a curated record. The transcript has a single exon. Gene Ontology annotation, molecular function: ATP-dependent protein folding chaperone; misfolded protein binding; ATP binding. Bases 1 to 1941 code for a protein of 646 amino acids. Lineage: Eukaryota; Fungi; Ascomycota; Pichiomycetes; Serinales; Debaryomycetaceae.
AUGUUGUCUGCUAGAACCUCCUUGAAGAACGUUGGCCGUCAAUUGCCAAAAACAUUGACUCGUGCUCAAUCCACCACCGCUGCCCCAACCGGUCCAGUUAUCGGUAUUGAUUUGGGUACCACCAACUCAGCUGUUGCUGUUAUGGAAGGUAAAACCCCAAAGAUUUUGGAAAACUCCGAAGGUGGUAGAACCACUCCAUCUAUUGUUGCCUUCACUAAAGACAAUGAAAGAUUAGUUGGUAUUCCAGCUAAACGUCAAGCUGUUGUUAACCCAAGCAACACUUUAUUUGCCACUAAGCGUUUGAUUGGUCGUCGUUUUGAAGAUGCCGAAGUUCAAAGAGAUCUCAACCAAGUCCCAUACAAGAUUGUUAAACACAACAACGGUGACGCUUGGUUGGAAGCUAAAGGUGAACAAUAUUCUCCACAACAAAUUGGUGGUUUCAUCUUGAACAAGAUGAAAGAAACUGCUGAAGCUGCUUUGCACAAGAAAGUCAACAGUGCCGUUGUCACUUGUCCAGCUUAUUUCAAUGACGCUCAAAGACAAGCUACCAAAGAUGCCGGUAAAAUUGUUGGUUUGAACGUUUUGAGAGUUAUUAACGAACCAACUGCCGCUGCUUUGGCUUACGGUUUGGAAAGAAAAGAUGGUGAAGUUGUUGCCGUCUUCGAUUUGGGUGGUGGUACUUUCGAUAUCUCCAUUUUGGAUAUUGGUGCUGGUGUCUUUGAAGUCAAAUCUACCAAUGGUGACACUCACUUGGGUGGUGAAGAUUUCGAUAUUGCUUUGGUUAGAUACAUUGUUGAAAACUUCAAGAAAGAAUCCGGUCUUGACUUGGAAAAAGACAAGAUGGCUAUUCAAAGAAUCAGAGAAGCCGCUGAAAAGGCCAAGAUUGAAUUGUCUUCUACUGUUUCUACUGAAAUUAACUUACCUUUCAUCACUGCGGAUGCUUCUGGUCCAAAACAUAUCAACCAAAAGAUCACCAGAGCUCAAUUUGAAAACUUGGUUGACCCAUUGAUCAAGAAGACUAUUGAACCAUGUAAGAAGGCUUUGAAAGAUGCUGGUUUGUCCACUUCUGAUAUUUCUGAAGUUAUCCUUGUUGGUGGAAUGUCAAGAAUGCCAAAGGUUGUUGAAACCGUCAAAUCUAUCUUUGGUAAAGAACCAUCUAAGGGUAUUAACCCAGAUGAAGCUGUUGCUAUGGGUGCUGCCAUUCAAGGUGGUAUCUUGGCUGGUGAAGUCAAGGAUGUUGUCUUGUUGGAUGUUACUCCAUUGUCUUUGGGUAUUGAAACCAUGGGUGGUGUUUUCGCUAGAUUGAUUUCUAGAAACACUACUAUCCCAGCUAAGAAAUCCCAAAUUUUCUCCACUGCUUCUGCUGGUCAAACUUCUGUUGAAAUCAGAGUCUUCCAAGGUGAAAGAGAAUUGACCAGAGACAACAAAUUGAUUGGUAACUUUACCUUGUCUGGUAUUCCACCAGCUCCAAAGGGUGUUCCACAAAUUGAAGUUACCUUUGAUAUUGAUACCGAUGGUAUUAUCAAGGUUUCUGCUCGUGAUAAGGCUUCUAACAAGGAUGCUUCUAUUACCGUUGCUGGUUCUUCUGGUUUAUCUGAUGCUGAAAUUGAAAAGAUGGUCAAUGAUGCUGAAAAAUACGCUGAAUCUGAUAAAGCCAAGAAAGAAGCCAUUGAAAAUGCCAACAGAGCUGAUCAAUUAUGUAAUGACACUGAAAACUCCUUGAACGAACACAAAGAAAAAUUGUCCAGUGAAGCUGUUGAAAAGGUCCAAAACCAAAUCCAAGAAUUGAGACAAAUUGUCUUGAAAGCUCAAGCUGGUGAAGAAGUUUCUCCAGAAGAAUUGAAACAAAAGACUGAAGAAUUGCAAAACGAAGCCAUUAACGUUUUCAAGGACUUGUACAAAGACGGUGGUGAAUCUUCUGGUGAACAACCAAAGAACUAA